Messenger RNA from Diabrotica virgifera virgifera (western corn rootworm), 494 nucleotides. RefSeq lists its product as uncharacterized. Bases 56 to 412 code for a protein of 118 amino acids. The transcript has a single exon. Lineage: Eukaryota; Metazoa; Arthropoda; Insecta; Coleoptera; Chrysomelidae. The record is from RefSeq and is a predicted model, not a curated record.
AAAAUCAUAAUUCUUCAUCAGUUUCGUGAGUUAAUUCAACACAGACCUUUUAAAAAUGUUUAAAUUGGUGGUGUUGUUCGGACUCGCAGCCGUCGUUGCAGCUAGACCAAGCGGAUGGGAAACUCCCGUAGUCUCCUACAGCCUACCAGCAGUAGCAGUCCCUGCCGCCGUUAGUUCUACCUACAGGAGAGACGUCAUCAACAAACCUGUCAUUGCUUACUCUGCUCAUCCAGUCGUAGCUGCUCCAGUAGUCCAUAAUGUAGUAUCUUCACCAGUCUUGCCUCUCUCAGCUGCUGCUACCCACAGUUUUAGAAGCGAUUUGGUAAGCAGUCCAUGGGUCGUUGCCCAUGAAGCUCCUGCGCUUUUAGCUGAACCCGUUUGGCCUGCAGCUGCAUCCAUCCAUCCCUGGUAAAUAAAGAACUGAUGUUAGUGUAAUUUAAAAAUGUUUAACAAAAUUUAUACAAAAAAGUUAAUAAAGUUGUUUCAAAAAUGUA